AGACUGCUCAUGUAAGUUUUCAUCAGCAGAACUGGCAUGGAUCAUCAGAGAAGAUUUGGCAUCCUUGUUAGAACUAUUGUUUUGCAUUGUUUUAUGAUGAAGAGUGUGCUUUGCAUUCAGAAAAGAGAAUGGAUUGACGUCCCAACAGCAAGAUUAACAGAAGGAGAUGUAGCCUGUUUUUCUGAAUACAUGGAGAUGUGGAUACACAGUGCAAGGAUUGAGGGGUUGGGACUCUGGCUGUCUGGGGCCUUACAGAUCCAAGUCAACCUUGCUUCUCUGGAUAACCUGAACCUCCAGCUGUCUGCCUGUGGAUUCUCACUGCACAAAGACCCUGACAAAAACUUUAUUUUUAGAGUCAGUUUCACUGGAUGUUUUGUUCAGCAACAGCAUGGCUACCAUGUCCUGACACUGAAUUUGGUGAAAAGGAUAAGUCGAUUUGGAGGCAGACCUCACAGUUUCCUGAUGAAGUGUCCUGUUGUUUCUGUGCUGCCUAGCAGAGAGAAAAUCCAGUGUGACCCAGAGUAUAUCCAGGUGACCAGACAAGUUCCCUCUGACAACUGGCAUAAUGAGCUGCAGUGGUCUCUGUCCCUGAGCGAUCACCUCGUUGUAGCUCUGGAGGAUGCCAGCCUGAUCCAGAUGAGCACUGACAUGAACGGACCAGACAUCACAGUUCAAGGCAGGAGAAGGGAGGUCUUGAGCCCUGUCAUAGUGAUGGAAAAUGAAGGGGAAUUUUUGGCCUUGAAGCUGGUCAGUGGUCAGUAUGCCUACAGUAUGGAAGCUACGUGUCCUAAAGUGACCAUGUCCACACCAGAGGAGACUGUGCUGCCCAUUUUCAAACGACGUAUGGGUUUGACUAAGCGAGGCAGUUACGAAAACGAAGCACUGACAGUCAGUAAUGUGUCAGUGAACCAGACGAAUCAUUUCACUGUGCAUGAGAUGGGUGAAUUUGUGACACUGAUCAUUCCUACAGCACAAAUACUCCAGACCAAGGUUUGUGCUGAAAAAACCUGCACAGACAACAAACAACUCCUGCAGCCGUUCUACAGGGUGGAUGUUGUGCUCACCUUCAAAGAGACAAAUCACAAAAUGCAGUGGACCAUGGAGAACACACUGCCGUGCACAGCCAGGCCUGAUGCACCACACAUCACAUCCUCUCCUGUUUCAAACACCACAGCUCUGUCCACGCUCAACUUUAAACACCAGAGUUUAACUACAGAGCAGCCGUUGAUGGACCACUCCACCAUCCCUGUAGGGAAACUAAAUGAGAGAGCUUCAUUCAAAGAGAUGACUGCAGAGUUUUCCACGACUAAUUCACCUCACACAGAGACAGAGGCCCGCAGCUUUAAUUUCCACACUGAUGAGGUGUCAAGGAGUCAAAGUGGAAAUUUGUCUUCCAGGUUUGACGGAGACACUUCCAUUAAUACCACUGAAAUACGCUUUUUUGAUUUUCUAAAUGUGACCGUACAUACUUCAGCAGAGCCAGAUAUCGUUGAGUCAUCAGCUGAACCAUCAGAAGCAUCUGUCCUCACAACGGUUCAACCUGAACAAGAAAACCAACAAUUCAACACCACCAGUGGGAAUAAAGAGCUGCAAAAGCAGAGAGGACUGAAGUGGAUUUGGGGGGACUAGAAACAUGACAGAAACAACAUCAUGCAGUGCACUGAUUCCGGAAGCAAAUAAGCUUCACUAGUAUCCUAUAAUACAACCUGCAUGUGUCUUUCAGGUGUCAGCUUAUCAGUUUUUCUUAUCAUUAAAAGCUUUAUAUGGAUUACUAAAUUGAAUUUCCAGUUCCACCUCUUUUGUUUUAAUUCUCAUCUGUGCCACAUGCUGCACGUCUGUUUGCAGUCUUGAAAGGUGAUGCUGUGGUCAGUCAGCGCUGUGAAGGUUGAUUAUACAAGCAGAAAUACAGCCAGACCUCUGCCAGCCGCUGCCUCAGGGUGGACAUUAUCCAGACGCAACCGAGGCAGGCGUUAAAUAAACAUGUCUCUAUCCGAGCAGCACAACAGGCUGACGUAGAGAAGACCCUGCAGUUGUUACAGCUGAUGCCACCUUCCAGAGACGCUUUGUGUUGGAGACGUACAUAAUAAAGUCUUGAUUUUCAA
Messenger RNA from Epinephelus fuscoguttatus (brown-marbled grouper), 2102 nucleotides. It is a transcript of the gene ciroz, whose product is annotated as linkage group 7 C1orf127 homolog. The record is from RefSeq and is a predicted model, not a curated record. NCBI's taxonomy places the organism in Eukaryota, Metazoa, Chordata, Actinopteri, Perciformes, Serranidae. Bases 37 to 1629 code for a protein of 530 amino acids. The transcript is spliced from 11 exons.